Molecule: messenger RNA, 813 nt
Organism: Trichoderma atroviride IMI 206040
Lineage: Eukaryota; Fungi; Ascomycota; Sordariomycetes; Hypocreales; Hypocreaceae
Source: RefSeq, a predicted model, not a curated record
UUGUAUUUCACCAGCAUCCUGCUUUCACAACCCUUCAAAUUUAUCAUUGGACAUCAGAAGAAGCUGUUCACAAUUCAUGAAAAUGCCGUGUCAAGGCUCUCGAAAAGCUUGAAUGAUCUCCUGAAUGGAAGUAUGAAAGAAGCAAAUGAACAUUGCGUUUAUUGGGAAGAUGUUGAUGAGAAAACAUUCCUCCGUUUCGCUCAAUGGGCUUAUACUGGAGAAUAUUCUCCUGCAGAGCCAGAUCUCAUUACUGCUUCGGCUCAGCUCGCAAGCCUUAAACUGAGUUCGACGCCGAAGGCCUCAGUGGAUAAUACUGCUAGGUCUCUCGCUUCAUUCAAUAUUAAUAUCUGCUUACAAUGUCGAAAGACUCCCCAAAAAGUGUCGAAGAAGCAAUCUAUGAUUCAGGCAUUCAAUGAUAAUAAGGGGUUUUCAUCUCCAACGAUACUUCAUACGCCCCGAAAGAACACAGAGAGCUACGAAGAAUAUAGCGAAGUCUUCCUCUCUCACGCUCGCCUCUACACCUUAGCGGAUAAAUACGACAUACCCGAGUUACGAAAACUUUCUUUGCAUAAGAUCUAUGUCAGCUUGAAGGAGUUUACACUAUACCCGAACCGCAUUGGAGAUGUUGUUAAGCUAGUUAGCUACUCCUUUGAGAACACGAUUACAGGGGAUAGGCUACGCACUUUGUUAGUCGACUACUGUACCUGUAUACUUGAAGACAUGCUGGAGAAUGAGGGCUUCAAGGAUUUAGUAGAUAAAUCGCCAGACUUUGCAUUCGAAUUGAUAAGGAAGCUCGGAAAUCGUCUCGAUUAA